AUGGCCAAAGGCGCACGAGCAAGCAGCAAAAAGGCGAACCGCACCAAGCUUCGCGCCAAUGUAUUUGGCCCCGUAGAGCAGGCGCGCGCCGAGCGCCUGCACGCCAAACUUCUCGAGACGAUUGCGCAGCCCAAACCCGAAAAGACGGACAUGGAAACCGAAGAAACCAGCGCCGCCGACGAUGCCACCAAGGAGGAGGACUUGCCCAAAGGUUCGUCGCUACUCACUGUCCCCAUACCGCGCUCCCUCUCCGACCCCUCCUCCAUUGCCCUCGACUCAGCAGACGAAGACUGCCAGCUCAGAAAUCUGUGUUUCCACUUGGGCUUGUGCUCUGACAUCCUGGGCUUCACCAACCACGGCCAUCUCAAAUUCGCCUUUGACCCGCUUCCUCCGCACUGGCUGAAUAUGGACGUUGACGCUGCCGCCACCUCUGCAAAGAACUCGCGCAAGAACAAGGACAAGAGCCAGACCCGGAAACAACUUCGCCGCAGACCUCAGAACAGGGUCUCUUUCCCCGCCUCGCGAGGCAAGGGCGCGCUGAAGCCCUUUACCGGUGGACGCACCGGCGGACGUGUCGCGAAACGAAGAUCAUGA
Alternaria postmessia is the source of this 594-nucleotide messenger RNA. RefSeq lists its product as uncharacterized. Gene Ontology annotation, cellular component: preribosome, large subunit precursor. The transcript has 3 exons. The coding region runs from base 1 to 594 and encodes 197 amino acids. Lineage: Eukaryota; Fungi; Ascomycota; Dothideomycetes; Pleosporales; Pleosporaceae. The record is from RefSeq and is a predicted model, not a curated record.